AUGUGUUGGAGGAUGAGGAGGAUGCAGGACGUAUGGUUUCACCCCGGCCGCGUGGUCUUGUUGUCGCCCGUUCCGCUGGGCAGCGUGCAGCUGAAGGGGAAACUCACGAGAAGCGCGUACUCGCCGCUCGCAUCGGUGCUCGGCUUUCCCCUUCGGCGGCAGAGCGCGCAGUCAAUGUGCGGAAGGCAGCCAGGC
This is a messenger RNA of Prorocentrum cordatum, 195 nucleotides long. Lineage: Eukaryota; Dinophyceae; Prorocentrales; Prorocentraceae. The record is from the annotation of a GenBank genome assembly.